AUGGGCUGUAGCAGUUCUUCAGUGAAAGGCAACAAGUCGGAGAAAGUGCUGAAAGCCGCAUUAGUCAUCCAAAACUGGUACCGGCGGUACAGAGCUCGACUGAUGGCCAGACAGCAUUAUGCCCUCGCCAUCUUCCAGUCUAUCGAAUAUGCUGAUGAGCAAGGCCAAAUGCAGCUGUCCAACUUCUUUUCCUUCAUGUUGGAAAACUACACAAAGACAAAUAAUGAAGAGUCAGCAAUAGUAAGUCGACUUUUUGAAAAACCUAUGCAGGAAAACAAGGAUAGACAGGAAUAUUUGGGGUUGAUAGAAGUACCCGACUCUUACGAUGGCCCUCGGCUGCAGUUUCCUCUCACGUUUACUGACAUUGAUUUACUUCUUCGGGCCUUCAAGAAACACCAGACACUUCAUGCUCAUUACGUCUUAGAGGUGCUAUUUGAAGCUAGGAAAGUCCUGAAGCAAAUGCCGAAUUUCACUCACAUAAAAACCUUUCCCUCCAAAGAGAUAACAAUCUGCGGUGAUUUGCAUGGGAAAUUGGAUGAUCUUUUGUUGAUCUUCUAUAAGAAUGGCCUGCCUUCAGAGAACAAUCCGUAUGUUUUCAAUGGUGACUUUGUAGACCGAGGAAACAAUUCCAUGGAGAUCCUCAUGAUCCUGCUCGUUAGUUUUCUCGUCUACCCCACUGACCUGCACCUGAAUAGGGGGAACCAUGAAGACUUCAUGAUGAACCUGAGGUAUGGAUUCACAAAAGAAAUUUUACAUAAGUACAAGCUACAUGGAAGAAAAAUCUUGCAAGUCCUGGAAGAAGUCUAUACCUGGCUCCCAAUUGGCACAAUUAUUGACGAUGAAAUCCUGGUCAUACAUGGUGGGAUAUCAGAGUCUACAGACUUGAAUACACUCCGCCACAUACCAAGAAAUAAAAUGAGAUCUGUGCUGAUGCCACCGAUGUCAAUAAAUCGAGAACAUUCCGCCGACUUAAAAAGAAGUAAAUCAGGUUUGAGCACUUGUGCUCCUGGGAAGGCUGAAUCCUCUACGGACCUAACAAAACAUGAAUGGGAACAAAUUAUUGACCUUCUGUGGAGUGACCCCAGAGGCAGAAAAGGCUGUUAUCCAAAUACAAGCCGAGGAGGGGGCUGCUAUUUUGGACCAGACGUUACUUCCAAGAUUCUUAAUAAAAACCAAUUGAAGAUGCUCAUUAGGUCUCAUGAGUGUAAACCUGACGGGUAUGAAAUCUGUCACGAUGGGAAGGUCAUUACUUUAUUUUCUGCUUCUAAUUAUUACGAAGAAGGCAGCAACCGAGGAGCUUACAUCAGACUAAGUUAUGGUACAACUCCACAAUUCUUCCAGUACCAAGUAACUAGUUCAUCAUGCCUGAGCCCUCUUCACCAAAGGGUGAGUGCUAUGGAAUUCAGUGCCUUCAAGAUAUUGAAAGAAAGAAUGCUUUCACGAAAAACUGAUCUCAUCAGUGCUUUCCAGCUCCGUGACUAUGGGAGAACAGGGAGGAUUUCAUUGGCGCAGUGGGCUUUUUCUAUGGAGAACAUUUUGGGGCUGAACUUACCAUGGAGAUCUCUGAGUUCACACCUGGUACACAUAGAUGAAGAUAGAAAUGUUGACUACAUGUCCAGCUUCCAGGAUGUCCACAUUGAAAAGCCUGUCAAGGAGAUGAAAUCUAGUCUAACUGAAACUCUGUAUAGACACCGAUCUGACCUGAAAAUCAUAUUUAAUAUCAUCGACACUGAUCACUCAGGUCUAAUCUCCUUGGAUGAAUUCCGGACCAUGUGGAAACUUUUCAACACUCACUACAAUGUUCAGAUUGAUGAUUCCCAAAUUGAUGAGCUUGCCAAGAUAGUGGACUUCAACAAAGAUGGAAACAUAGACUUUAAUGAGUUCCUAAAGGCUUUCUAUGUAGUACAUAAACAUGAGAAGCCGCAGAGCCAUCUUGCUCAAGAUGAACAAAAACUUCUCCCAGCCUCUUUGAAAACAGCUGAUCCCAACCUCUAG
Messenger RNA from Microtus oregoni (creeping vole), 1995 nucleotides. It is a transcript of the gene Ppef1, whose product is annotated as protein phosphatase with EF-hand domain 1. The coding region runs from base 1 to 1995 and encodes 664 amino acids. Gene Ontology annotation, molecular function: manganese ion binding; protein serine/threonine phosphatase activity; calcium ion binding. The transcript has 16 exons. Lineage: Eukaryota; Metazoa; Chordata; Mammalia; Rodentia; Cricetidae. The record is from RefSeq and is a predicted model, not a curated record. Gene Ontology annotation, cellular component: nucleus; cytosol. Gene Ontology annotation, biological process: detection of stimulus involved in sensory perception.